AUGCAGCUGGUGUUCUGCAGACUCCGGACUCACCAGUGGUGUUUCAUUCUCUUCAAUGUCGUGCUUUUCCACAUUUUGAUCUUUGGAGCUGACCUGGUGGAAGAAUACUUCUUGCAAGCACUGCCCACCUCCUACACCGAUAUGAAAGUUCUGGAGGCCAGGGAGAGAGCACGGAAGUUGGAUAUGACCCCCUUGAAGGCCAACAUCUCCAAGGCUUAUGUUUUCAGCAGCUCAGAGGCCUGUUCCAGGGAAGAGAUCUUUCUGCUUGCCCUCAUCUUCAGCAGACCUGAAAACUCAUCGAGACGUGAUGCCAUUAGAGGCACGUGGGCCAACCUGACGCAUGCCAAGAGUUACAGUACUCUUGCCUUGUUUGUGCUGGGCAAGCCAUCUUCAGAAGCCAUCCAACAGGAGGUCAUAAAAGAGAUGGAGAAGCAUCAAGACCUCAUUCAAGGUGCUUUCCUGGACUCCCCAGAAAACCAAACAAUCAAAACUGUCAUGGCCAUGGAGUGGAUCAUUACAUUCUGCUCCCAGGCCAGGUUCAUUCUCAAAACAGAUGAGGGGAUGUUCAUCAACCUCCCAACUUUGGUCGAGUACUUGCUGAACUUACGGACCCAUCCUGAAGACAUUUACCUUGGGAGGCUGGUUCAUCAAGAAAUGCCCAACAGGGACCCACAAAGUCACAGCUUUGUCUCGCUACAAAAAUACCCAGAAAAAUAUUAUCCAGACUACUGCAGUGCAACAGCAUUCGUCAUCUCGCAGGACGUGGCUCGGAAGAUCUACGUAACAUCCAAAGAAGUCCCUCUUUCUCUGCCUCCUGGCAUCUUUGUGGGAAUCUGCGCGAAGGAGGCUGGGGUGGCACCUAUCCACAGCUCGCGGUUUUCAGGGAAAAAGCACAUCCAAUACAACCGCUGCUGCUACAAAUUCAUUUUCACCUCAUCGGUAGCAAGAGAUGGCCAGCUGUUCCAAGAAUGGGAGGAGAUGAGCAAUGGCCAAGAGUGCACAUUAUUGGGAACUUAUUAUGGGCUGGUAUCCUGCAGAGUCAUGACAUACCUGGACGGAUUUAAACACCUGAGUGUUGAUGCCCUUCAGAAUGAGGCUCUUCAUUUUGCAGAUUAA
This is a messenger RNA of Elgaria multicarinata webbii, 1116 nucleotides long. RefSeq names its product beta-1,3-galactosyltransferase 9 (gene B3GALT9). Gene Ontology annotation, cellular component: Golgi membrane. NCBI's taxonomy places the organism in Eukaryota, Metazoa, Chordata, Lepidosauria, Squamata, Anguidae. Gene Ontology annotation, molecular function: hexosyltransferase activity. Bases 1 to 1116 code for a protein of 371 amino acids. The record is from RefSeq and is a predicted model, not a curated record. The transcript is spliced from 2 exons.